Ilex paraguariensis (yerba mate) is the source of this 228-nucleotide messenger RNA. NCBI's taxonomy places the organism in Eukaryota, Viridiplantae, Streptophyta, Magnoliopsida, Aquifoliales, Aquifoliaceae. The record is from the annotation of a GenBank genome assembly.
AUGGCCGAUUUUUCGGAGCUCCACCAUGAGCAUACUCCAAAAUCAGUUUGGGAAGGCAUUUGUUGGGGAGUUGAUUUGGAGCCACAGUUGAGGAUUGAAAAAGUGUGUGCGUGGCACAAAGAGAGGGGGACAGAGAGAGAGGAGGAGGAGGGUGAGGUGGUGGUUCCCGUGGAGGAGGAUGAGAUGGUUACACCAAAUAGAGGGGUGCGUUGGUGGCUAAUUCGUUGA